Molecule: messenger RNA, 954 nt
Organism: Myodes glareolus (Bank vole)
Lineage: Eukaryota; Metazoa; Chordata; Mammalia; Rodentia; Cricetidae
Product: olfactory receptor 10AG1-like
Biological process (GO): G protein-coupled receptor signaling pathway
Cellular component (GO): membrane
Molecular function (GO): olfactory receptor activity; G protein-coupled receptor activity
Source: RefSeq, a predicted model, not a curated record
UCUCUACAGAUGAAACACACAGACAUCAAGAAAGAGGACAAUGCAUCCACAGUUACACAGUUUCUCCUCCUGGGAUUCUCUGACCUUCCCAAACUCCAGGGUUUUCUAUUUGGUAUGUUCUCCAUAAUGUAUGUGAAUAUCCUAAUUGGAAACAGCUUCAUAAUUGUGAUAACCAGAAUAGAUUCUACACUACACAAUCCCAUGUAUUUUUUCCUGACAAAUUUCUCUUUUCUGGAAAUUUGUUAUGUUUCAGUCACUCUCCCUAGGGUUCUGUAUAGCAUUUGGACCCAGGAUAGAAGCAUUUCUCUUCUGGCCUGUGCCACACAAAUGUAUUUCUUCCUAAUGCUGGCAGCUACUGACAGUAUUCUCCUAGCUGUGAUGUCCUAUGACCGCUAUGUGGCCAUCUGCAACCCUCUGCACUAUCCUCUGGUCAUGAACCAGACGAAAUGCACACAACUGGCAGUGGGCUGUUGGCUUGGUGGCAUACCUUUCCAGCUAGGGCAAACAUGUCAGAUAUUCUCUCUACACUUCUGCAACUCUAACAAGAUAGACCACUUCUUCUGUGACAUACCCCCUGUGCUUAAGCUGGCCUGUGGAGAUACUUCUGUUAAUGAGCUGUAUGUCUAUGUAGUGGCUAUCUUGCUUGCUGCAAUCCCUUUUAUAUUAAUAUUAACAUCAUACAGCAAAAUUAUUGCCACCAUCCUUAGACUGCCAACUGCUCAAGGACGGGCAAAAGCCUUCUCCACAUGUUCUUCCCAUCUGGUGGUGGUGCUUUUGUUUUAUGUCUCUGCAUCUAUUACUUACUUAAUGCCAAAGUCAACACAUUCUGCAUUAAGUGACAAGCUCCUCUCUCUUAUUUACACCAUUGUGACCCCCAUGUUCAACCCCAUGAUAUACAGCCUUAGGAACAAAGAUGUGAUUGCAGCUCUGAGAAGAUUAUUGCUUAGAGCAUAG